Penicilliopsis zonata CBS 506.65 is the source of this 987-nucleotide messenger RNA. RefSeq lists its product as hypothetical. Bases 1 to 987 code for a protein of 328 amino acids. NCBI's taxonomy places the organism in Eukaryota, Fungi, Ascomycota, Eurotiomycetes, Eurotiales, Aspergillaceae. The record is from RefSeq and is a predicted model, not a curated record. Gene Ontology annotation, cellular component: cytoplasm. The transcript has 2 exons.
AUGUCGCUCGUCAACCGUCCGAUCGGCCCCAUCGGCUUCGGCCUGAUGGGCCUCACCUGGCGUCCGAACCCGGUCUCGUACGACGAGGCCUGCGCCGUGAUGAAACGCGCCCUCGAGCUGGGCGCCAACUUCUGGAACGCAGGCGAGUUCUACGGCCCCCCCGAGGCAAACAGUCUGCAGUUGCUGCGCCACUACUUCACGCGGUAUCCCGAGGACCGCGCCAAAGUCGUGCUCAGCGUCAAGGGCGGGAUCGGGGCCCACGGCCCCGACGGCAGCGCAGCAGGGAUCAAAGCCAGCGUGGCAAACUGUCUGCGGCUGCUGGAGGGAACCAAGGAGAUCGACAUCUUCGAGCCCGCGCGCGUCGAUCCGCAGACCCCGAUCGAAACCACCGUCGCCGCCCUCGCCGACGAGGUUCACGCAGGACGCAUCCGCGCCAUCGGACUCAGCGAGUGCAGCGCCGCCACCGUCCGCCGCGCCGCGGCCGUCCACCCCAUCGCCAGCGUCGAGGUCGAGCUCUCGCUCUUCUCAACCGACCCGCUGUCCAACGGCGUCGCCGCCUGCUGUGCAGCCCUCCAGAUCCCGCUCGUGGCCUACUCGCCGCUCUCGCGUGGCUGGUUGACGGGCACCAUCUCCUCCCUCGACGAUCUCCCCGCCGACAGCAUGCUACGCCAGUACCCGCGUUUCCAGCCCGAGGUCUUUGACUUGAAUCUCAAACUCGUCGACGCCCUGCGCCUCAUCGCCGCCCGGAAGCGCCUCACCCUGCCCCAGGUCGCCAUCGCUUGGGUAAAGGCUCACAGUGAAAAGUCCCCGGACUUGCCCCUCAUCAUACCCAUUCCCGGCUGCACCACCGUCGCCCGCGUCGAGGAGAACCUCGCUCGCGUCGAUCUCGACGACGCAGACAUGCAACAAAUUGCUGACAUCUUGGAUCGCAUCCCGGUGCAUGGGGGGCGGUACGGGGGGUUUCUUGCGGCUUUGAUGGAUGGAUAG